CGGGACUAAGUGGAUCGCGAUGGAUAUGAAAGAAGAAGACGAUGGUGCGAACGAAAGUAGCAGGCAACUGUUUUUGGUGGGUGCACCGCGUGAUCCAUUGGUAUCAGCUGGGGCGAUCGUUGCUUCUGCUGGAGCACCAGACGAGAUCAACCCCGGAGGAGAUCUACAGUCGACUGCUCUGGCUAGUCUGAUAGGCGCGCAAUCUUCCUCGGUUUGCUUUCCUACAAAAUUCUCUUACGAUUUCUCAUCAAGUCCGGGAAGCGAGGACCGACAACCGUCCGGAGUUGGUAAACGAAAGCAGCGUAGAUACCGCACCACAUUCACCAAUUUCCAGUUGGAGGAGUUGGAAAGAGCCUUUCAGAAAACACAUUAUCCUGAUGUAUUCUUUCGAGAAGAACUUGCACUUCGUAUCCAAUUGACAGAGGCCAGAGUGCAGGUAUGGUUUCAAAACAGAAGAGCAAAAUGGAGAAAACAGGAAAAACAGUGUAAAGUAACCACUCACUUGACGUCGCAUUUGCCACCUUCCGACUGCCAGGAAGUUCAGCAACAACAACAACAACAGCAAUCGGAUCAUUUACUGUUAGAACCACCAUUGGGUAGUCCGCCACCUAUAUAUCUUGGCAUGGAAUGGGCUGGUUUUUCACCAUACAGUAAUACAGCCACUGCGUCGCCUCUCGUGGUCAAUAGUAUGAACAAACCAUUGGAAUUGGAGACAGAUGAUAAUCCUUUGUUGGAUCCAGAGCUGUUGCAACUAAAAACUUCACGUUCCUAAUGAUAC
This is a messenger RNA of Hylaeus volcanicus, 778 nucleotides long. Its product is annotated as homeobox protein ARX-like. The record is from RefSeq and is a predicted model, not a curated record. Gene Ontology annotation, biological process: regulation of transcription by RNA polymerase II. Bases 20 to 772 code for a protein of 250 amino acids. The transcript has 3 exons. Gene Ontology annotation, molecular function: DNA-binding transcription factor activity, RNA polymerase II-specific; RNA polymerase II transcription regulatory region sequence-specific DNA binding. Lineage: Eukaryota; Metazoa; Arthropoda; Insecta; Hymenoptera; Colletidae.